UGCUCUCUCGCUUGUUUUUCUUUUUUUACUUCUUCUUCUUCCUUUACUCUCUUUCAGUUGAGGAGGAAGAGGAAGAUGAAGAGAUGCUGGAGGCAAAGCCGGGCCCGGAGGCCGAGCUGCGGGAUGAAGAUGACAACAAGGAGAGCAAAGAUGGUUCUUUUCCUGUUCUGCGGGAACUGACGGAAGAGGAAAGGCAACAGAUCCUGCACUUGUCAGAGUUUCAGAGUUUUUUCGACUGUAGCAUCCGGGUGAUGGAAAGAGCGCUCGCUGAGGACAGUGACAUCUUAUUCGACUACAGCGGCCGUGACCUUGAGGACAAAGAGGGAGACUUGGGAAGUGGCUCUAGUCUGUCCUUCUGCAGACUAUUCUACGAUGAGCACUGGUCCAAACAUCGUGUUAUUACCUGCCUCGACUGGUCCCCUCAGUAUCCUGAAUUACUGGUUGCGUCCUACAAUAACAAUGAAGAUGCUCCCCACGAACCGGAUGGCGUUGCCCUGGUGUGGAACAUCAAGUUUAAGAAGGCUACACCAGAGUACAUCUUUCACUGUCAGUCUCCGGUCGUAUCCGUCGGUUUUGCUAAGUUUCAUCCGAACUUGGUGGUAGGAGGAACUUACUCGGGACAGAUUGUUCUGUGGGACAACCGGAGUCACCGCCGGACCCCGGUGCAGAGGACUCCCCUCUCUGCUGCAGCACACACUCACCCGGUAUACUGCGUGAACGUGGUCGGCACCCAGAAUGCCAACAACCUGAUCACCGUGUCUACGGACGGGAGGAUGUGUUCGUGGAGCCUCGACAUGCUCUCUCAGCCUCAGGAGACCAUGGAACUCGUGUACAACAAAUCCAAACCCGUGGCGGUGACGGGUAUGGCUUUCCCCACGGGGGAUGUCAACAACUAUGUGGUGGGGAGCGAGGAAGGCACCGUGUAUACCGCAUCCAGACAUGGCAGUAAAGCGGGCAUCUGUGAAAUGUUCGAGGGCCACCAGGGGCCGGUUACGGGAAUCAGCUGUCACAGUGCAGUGGGCACUGUAGACUUCUCCCACCUCUUUAUUACAUCUUCCUUCGACUGGACCGUCAAACUCUGGAGCACCAAGCACAACAAACCGCUGUACUCUUUUGAGGACAAUGCCGACUAUGUGUAUGACGUCAUGUGGUCGCCCGUGCAUCCUGCCAUGUUCGCCGCCGUGGACGGCAUGGGCCGCCUGGACCUGUGGAACCUCAACAACGACACCGAGGUGCCAACUGCCAGUGUGACCAUUGAGGGAGCUUCGGCUCUGAACAGGGUUCGCUGGUCGUCGGGAGGGAAGGAGGUGGCCGUGGGCGACUCAGAGGGCAGAGUUUGGAUCUACGAUGCAGGAGAGGUACAUAGAACAACCAUGGAGAGGUUCUGCUGCUGGGGCACAAAAUAGUCCUGCUGAGGUUUUCCUUUGCUGUUGUGAACAAAAAGUACAUCCUGAAAAUUUUCCACUUUUGGUUAAAUACAUU
Messenger RNA from Poecilia latipinna (sailfin molly), 1482 nucleotides. Its product is annotated as cytoplasmic dynein 1 intermediate chain 1-like. The annotation marks the transcript as partial. Gene Ontology annotation, cellular component: cytoplasmic dynein complex. The record is from RefSeq and is a predicted model, not a curated record. Gene Ontology annotation, molecular function: dynein light chain binding; dynein heavy chain binding. NCBI's taxonomy places the organism in Eukaryota, Metazoa, Chordata, Actinopteri, Cyprinodontiformes, Poeciliidae. The transcript is spliced from 10 exons. Gene Ontology annotation, biological process: transport along microtubule.